Molecule: messenger RNA, 2890 nt
Organism: Myxocyprinus asiaticus (Chinese sucker)
Lineage: Eukaryota; Metazoa; Chordata; Actinopteri; Cypriniformes; Catostomidae
Product: CCN family member 1-like
Exons: 5
Coding region: 217-1344 (375 amino acids)
Biological process (GO): signal transduction
Cellular component (GO): extracellular region
Molecular function (GO): protein binding
Source: RefSeq, a predicted model, not a curated record
GGAUAUGAGCCUUACCAGACGUUUUAGUUUAGUAACUAGUCAGACUGAUGUGCACUGUGAUUUCACUAGUCUUGGAUCACUAAAUAAAUUGACAAACAGUUGGAAGACACUGUAUGUGACACCUUCUGAGAUCUGUGGACUCAUUGGAGAAACCUGAUUUUUGCAUUAAGGAUCUUUUUUUACAUUUUAUAUAUUAAUUUUUGGGAAAGUUUGGAAAUGCAUUCUGACAGGAAUCUAAGGACAGCUAUUUGCAUCAUCUUCUUUUUUAUUGUCUACUCAGCAGAAGCAGAGGUGGCCAGAGGCUGUUCUCACCCAUGCUCAUGCCCUCCGUCUCCACCCUCUUGCUCUGUUGGUGUGAGUUGGGUGUUGGAUGAGUGUGGUUGCUGUAAGGUGUGUGCCCAACAGUUUAACCAAGAUUGCGGCCUUGACCGUCCUUGUGACCACAUCAAGGGCCUGCGCUGCCACCUAGGGGCUGGAGGGGACCCUCAGCGUGGUCUCUGUAGAGCUGAUGCACAGGGACGUCCGUGUGAGUUUGGAGGCCAUGUGUAUCAGCAUGGGGAGGAUUUCCAGCCCAGCUGUCAGCACCAGUGCAGCUGUAUGGAUGGUGUGGUGGGCUGUAUGCCUCUGUGCCCACACAACAUCCCUCUGCUCAGCAGACAUUGUGCCAAUCCACGUUUGGAGACCCUGCCGGGUCGCUGUUGUGAGGAGUGGGUGUGUGAUGAUGAUAACAGCAUCAGAGAAGACCCACCAGACCACCGGCCUCAUCACCACCCAAUCAACCACAUUAACAAACUCUUACAGAAUCCAAACAGCUUUCAGUCAAGAAGGGGUAACUAUCAAGAGUGGGCAUCCUUGCCAAUGUCUCAGGUUCCUUUCCCGUCCUCUGAAUGUUUCCCACAGACCACUGACUGGUCAGAAUGCUCCACCUCCUGUGGGUUUGGCAUCUCAAGUCGUGUGACAAAUAGUAAUGCAGAGUGCAAACUUGUUAGAGAGACACGCCUUUGUCAGAUCCGAGAAUGUGAUAUCACUCCAGCUAUGAAGAAAGGAAAGAAGUGUCGACGGGCUGUGCGGUCUCGGGAACUGGAGCAGAUAACAUUUGCUGGCUGCACUACAGUUCGCCGCCACCGUCCUCGUACGUGUGGCUCGUGCAUUGACGGCAGGUGCUGUCAGCCAUCGGUAACCCGCACAGUGCGCCUGCGAUUCCACUGCUCAGACGGAGAGAACGUGAUGCGAAAUGUCAUGUGGAUUCAGCGUUGCCGUUGCAGCAAACGCUACUGUGGACGUCAGAGAGAUCGCUCACCCACUGUGAGCCUUCACAAUGACAUACACACCUUCUCUCAAUGAGCAAACACACACAUAUCUUCAACCCUCAUCACUUUACCAAUACCCACACUCAAACACAGACAUAUAUCGAUCACCAUCAUUCCACAGUGGCUAAAACUCACUUUAGACUCUGAAAGGAUGUUUCCAUUCUCUGAGAAGGUUUCUAAACUAAAAAGUAGUGAACUGGACUGGACUAAGCUACUGUUUAUCAGAGGUCUUUCACCAUUAUCUCCAAACACUUCAGCAAUCCAUCUCAGUUCCAAAAAUCUGUUUUAGUUUUGUACAUAGAACAUGUUUUGCACAUUAAAUGUUUCUCAGUUGCUAUGGCCUGCAGGCCCUGUGCUAGUGUUUAAAGGUGAAUCUCAUGAGGUCACAUUUCACAGCCUUAAAAACAAAAUAAGGAAAUAUGUUUUGCUUAAUAAAGAAAAUGAAGCAUAUUUUAAGGACCAUUAAGGACAAUUAGGCACAUUUUAACACAGUUUGUCAUUACAACAACGUAAAAAAAAAAAAUUCUGAAUACCGUAAUUUGGCCGGAUGUUUUAUUUUUGAGUUUUGUAGUAAUACCCAUUAUUGUCUUAUAAAUACAGUAGUUCACAGUCUAAAUAAUACAUUAUUGUUUGUUUUUUUCAUUACCGUAAUGAGAAUGAGAUUUUACUUUUGCAUUACGGUAAUGAUUACAUGAGCAAAAUGUGCUUGAUUGUCAAAAUAUCUUAAUUGUGCUAAAAUGGUGAUUUCUUAUUGCUUUUUUUAAAUUAUUAUUUUGGAUUGAAAUAAGACCUGCAUAUGUUCUUGACUGGUUUUGAGAGAUUCACUCAAUAGUCCAAUGCAAUUAUCCAGAUCUUGUGUUAUGGCUGUUAUACAGAAGUGUCUUCAAAUGUGCCUGAACACUGUUAAAUAUCAUUAACCCAUGACUUCGAUCUUUCCAUUAGAUUUAUUUAUUCUGAUAUUUUUAGAUUUAAAGAGUUCUAUUGUAUCUUGAAGGAUAAGUGAAUUUAUUUUGCUUUACAUGAACAACUUCCUGUCAUUGUCGACGGGUAAGAGAAUGCACUAGUUUGCUGUGAAGAGGGAGGUGAUAUUUUGUAUCAGACAUUAUGUUGCAACAUUUAGCAUCAUGAACUGGGUUACCAGUUCAAGUGAUAAAAUGAAUAUGAAAUAAUAUGAUAAUUUACUAUUAUAAAACAUUUUGCUUUUAAACUUAUAUUUCUGUGCAUUUGUAAUACUGCUGAGUUUAUUUUUUUUUCUUUCUUAUAUUUAGGUGUACAAAUGUUUUUCACAGGUGUGGGCUCAAAGCAUGACAGAGACAGAAUGUUUUAGCAGGUGUGUCUGAGUGUAUACAUAUGAAAGCAAAGACCAUUGGACCUAUGAGCUUACUGUUUUGUAAAGUGUACAGGCUUCACUAUAGGUGGAGUGACUUUUUUGAGACUGCUUCAUUUUUCGGGGCAUACUUUAAAUUCUUCUACAUGCUCUCUUAAAUAGGAGUGAACAACUAUUGUAUAUUUGUUAUGAUAUGUGAUAUAAAUUACUUUGCUGAUCAGUUUGUGUAAGAAAAAAAUUAUAUAAAAAUAUU